UGUAUGCAGUACGCAUACACGACAAUUUUGAAAUCAGUUAUCGUGUGAAUAGUUCACAAACCUGUUCACAAUGGUCGGAUUCAGUGUCAUUUUUGUCUUUUCCUUUUACUUGUAUUUGAGCAAAGUAUUAGAAUGUGAUUCUCUAUCAAGAAGUCGGUGUCCGACCAUAGAGCUGGAUAACGGUCGAGUACGAUUGAGAUCGUCUGGACGGACAGCGAGGAUUACUUGCUUACCGCCUUUCAAGCUGGUUCGUGGUAACGAGGUGGCGAAUUGUGUUCGAGGGCAAUGGGACACCGAUAAUCCGAUUUGCGCCAGAGAAGGUUGUCUUAUCCAAGACUCUGUGCCUCAUGGAAGAUUGGACGUUCUCAACCAAGGUGCUAAAUUAGAAGUGAUAUGUGAUAUUGGAUAUACUAUAGAUGGUCCAAGUUAUGUUUAUUGCAAUGAGGAUUUGGAAUGGAGUGAAGAAUUAAAAGGGUGUAAAGAGCAUGAUCAAAUAUUUUUAUCUUGUGAUUUCGAAUCGUCAGAUGAAAGAUUUUGCGGUUGGAAAAACGAUAUUUUUAAUGACAUUGAUUGGUUGGCUGAUAAAAUGACAUUUAUUUUAUUUACUACCAGGCGUCACGUAUCACCCGGAUCUUCUCAGUAUUUUAAAAGUAAUUAUAUAUCUUUGGAUGCUGGAAGUUACGGUUCCACUACUACCGGACGAUUAUUAUCACCAACACUUCUACCAGUUAGAAGUAAACAAAGGUGUUUGAUAUUUGCUUAUAGAGUAAUGUCAGGAAGUUCAAACGGUAUUCCUACUCUAAAAGUCACUUUUGGUGGCAUACCUCACUGGGAAUCUCAUGAAGGAGAAGGAAGAGUUAUAAUUGGGUUGUAUCAAUUUAAUAUUACAACUAGAAUCGUAAUUGAAGGGAAAAGUUGUAAGGCAGCCAUUGAUAAUAUUGUUAUUACAGAGGGUGAUAGUUGUAAUAAACGACCGUACGAAGAAGAGACACAAAGUUGUCAUGAUAAUUGUGGAAAAAUAACGUUCGGUAGGUGUUCAUGUGAUUGGGAAUGUUAUAAUAAUAACAACUGCUGCCCAGACAUACAAAUCAAAUGUCCGUAUAUCGUUCCAAUGGAUAAUAUCACUAGAUUAUAUUUAACUACUGCAACUACUCCAACUACUCCAACUACUCCAACUACUCCAACUACUCCAACUACUCCAACUACUCCAACUACUGCCACAAAGACCACGGUGACGACUACAGCAAAAAAUACAAUUUUAAAUGUAACCGUUAACAAUACAACGUCUUCUAAUCCCAUAAUAACAACUCCAAAAAACGGAUACAAUCAUACGAUAAUAAUUGACAAAAUUACCACAGCAAGUACUGUUAAAUCUUCGAACAUUACAUCUACGUUUGCACCCGUAUCUAUAACAAAUUUAACAACGAAGUCCAUGAUUGUAUCAAUUCCAUUGACUACGACGUCCACCGAAGUACCAACAAGUACUUUAUAUGUUAAUUCCACGACAUCUAGUUCCAUUAACCCUCAUUCAGUAACUACAAGUUCUAAUGCGUCAAUGGUUAUUCCAAGUAUAGUGGUGGACAUUCAACGUAAUUCGUCAAAAAUAAUCAGUACACCUUCUAUGGCGAUAAUCCCUAACAUCUCUAGCUCGACAAUCGAAUCUAUAACAAUGAACAAAACUUUUGCUACCGAAAAAUUAAAUAUUACGCCUACUGCGAUCACCAAAUCUUUGAUGGCAAAUACCACUAUUUCUAUGAGUACGACAUUACCUAAUAUGUCUAGCUCGACGUCCAGACCAGAUAAACUUAAUCCUACUAUGAAGGUGAUUUUUAUUCCUACUAUAGUUACUAAAUCUGUAGUGGAAAAUACUCCUUUAAUGACUUCAACGGCAGUUUAUUUAACUAACUCAACCGUUAAACCACUUAUUAAAAUAUAUACAACACUUUCUACCUUAAAAUUAAUUAAUUCAUCUACCACAACCGCUAAAAGUAUAAUGGUAAAUUCCACAUCCACUACAGCAUUAAUUAAUAAUUCUACUAAGUUAUCAAUCAAAUCGAAUAUCCCUGCAAUUAGUGAUGAACAGUUGAGUAAUAAAUCACUUAAUACUCAACAAACAAAACAGAAAACCAUAAUCAACGAAAAUAGAACAACGUUAAAUAAUUCAACAACUCGCGUACCGAGUAUCGUCAAAUAUUUAAACGACUCAAUUGUUCCUGAUAAAAAAAUGGUAGUUUUCGAUAUCUCUGGGCCAAAUCCUAACCUAAAACCAUUUGAAUACAAUAGAACUUUAAACGAUAAAGAUCUCCUUAAUAUAACAACCGAAUCUUAUAACUUUUCGGAUCUAAGGAAUUCUAGUAUGCCAUAUAAAAAUAAAAAGCCAACAAAAGUGUUAAAAGUUCACGAGGAACCGGAAUUAAACAAUUUACUUCAUAACCAAUCCACUAAAAACAUUGAUAAUCAGUUGGCAGAGCACGUGAAACAAUAUGAAAAUACGGACUCUACUUACACAUUUGAUACCGUUACCAUUAUUAAAUACAUCGCUGCACUCGGUGUCGUUCUUCUCACUUUCAAGUUCACUUUGUCCUUUAUAUUGUUGCGUUUCAAUAAACCUUCCAGUGAUGAAAUGGGCGAACGCUUCAUUGGGAUGGAUAGUGAAAGUUCUUGUAACAUGGAACUGAUGAGUAAUAACAAGGAAUGAAUCAUCUAUGUUUUUUAGUUUAUUUAUUAAUUAUUUUAAUACAUUAUGAUAUAAGGCUUAUCUCAUAUGAAUUGUGUUUAAUAGUUUGACUAAUGUCUACAAGUGAAUUAAUUUUUAGAUGUACAUAAAGUAAUUCAAUGUAAAAAUGGUAAAUUAUUAAUGUUUUGAAUUGGUCGA
Messenger RNA from Myzus persicae (green peach aphid), 2875 nucleotides. It is a transcript of the gene Sr-CI, whose product is annotated as location of vulva defective 1. The coding region runs from base 71 to 2698 and encodes 875 amino acids. The transcript has 9 exons. NCBI's taxonomy places the organism in Eukaryota, Metazoa, Arthropoda, Insecta, Hemiptera, Aphididae. The record is from RefSeq and is a predicted model, not a curated record. Gene Ontology annotation, cellular component: membrane.